This is a messenger RNA of Sebastes umbrosus (honeycomb rockfish), 1840 nucleotides long. RefSeq names its product splicing factor 3a, subunit 3 (gene sf3a3). Gene Ontology annotation, biological process: mRNA splicing, via spliceosome. Gene Ontology annotation, cellular component: spliceosomal complex; nucleus. The transcript is spliced from 17 exons. The record is from RefSeq and is a predicted model, not a curated record. Gene Ontology annotation, molecular function: RNA binding; zinc ion binding. Lineage: Eukaryota; Metazoa; Chordata; Actinopteri; Perciformes; Sebastidae. The coding region runs from base 152 to 1657 and encodes 501 amino acids.
CUCUGCGCCGAGUUCAGUGACGGACCGCUAGCUCCUCAACAUGCGCCAUUGAAAACAAACGCAGCGGAUACGAGGCUGAUUCAUUUUAAUGCAGACGAGCUAGAAACCUCAGAUCUCGUCUUUAAUAAACCUACGACACAUUUAUUAAACCAUGGAGACUAUUCUGGAGCAGCAGCGUCGCUACCACGAGGAGAAGGAGAGGCUGAUGGACGCGAAGACUAAAGAGAUGCUGCACAAGAAGUCCACGCUUCGGGAACAGAUCAACUCGGACCAUCGAACCAGAGCGAUGUUGGAUAGGUAUAUGGAAGUGAGCUCAAAUCUCAGAGACUCCUAUGAAGACAAAGACGGAAUGAGAAAGGAUGAACUCGCUGCGAUCUCGGGACCAAACGAGUUUGCGGAGUUCUACAACCGACUGAAACAGAUAAAGGAGUUUCACAGAAAGCACCCAAAUGAGAUUUCCAUCCCCAUGUCUGUAGAGUUUGAGGAGUUGAUGAAGGCCAGAGACAACCCCAGCGAGGAGGCUCAGAACCUGGUGGAGUUCACCGAUGAGGAAGGAUACGGCCGCUACCUCGACCUCCACGACUGCUACCUGAAGUUCAUCAACCUGAAGGGAGCUGAGAAACUCGAGUAUAUCUCAUACCUGUCUUCAUUCGACCAGCUUUUCGACAUCCCCAAGGACCGGAAGAAUGCUGAAUACAAGAAGUAUUUGGAGAUGCUGCUGGAGUAUCUGCAGGACUACACAGACCGAGUCAAACCUCUGCUGGACCAGAACGAGCUCUACGGCAAAGUGCUGAUAGACUUUGAAAAGAAAUGGGAGAAUGGGACGUUUCCAGGCUGGCCCAAAGAGACGAGCAGCGCUUUGACACACGCCGGAGCUCAUCUGGACCUCUCUGCUUUUUCUUCUUGGGAGGAGUUGGCUUCCUUGGGUCUGGACAGAUUGAAGUCUGCCCUCAUGGCGUUGGGACUGAAAUGUGGAGGGACUCUGGAAGAGAGAGCUCAGAGGCUCUUCAGCACUAAAGGCAAAUCCCUGGAGUCGCUGGACCCUUCACUGUUUGCCAAGAAUCCCAAAGCCAAAGGCCCGAAAAAAGACACAGAGCGUAACAAGGAAAUUGGCUUCCUGGAAGCUCAAGUCUAUGAAUAUGUGGAGAUCCUCGGGGAGCAGAGGCAGCUGACUCACGAGAACGUCCAGAGGAAACAGGCCAGGACCGGAGAGGAGCGCGAGGAAGAGGAGGAGGAGCAGCUCAGUGAGAGCGAGAGUGAAGACGAAGACAACGAGAUCAUCUACAACCCCAAGAACCUGCCGCUGGGCUGGGAUGGCAAGCCCAUUCCAUACUGGCUCUAUAAACUUCACGGGCUGAACAUCAACUACAACUGUGAGAUCUGUGGAAACUACACUUACAGGGGACCUAAAGCCUUCCAGAGGCACUUUGCGGAAUGGAGGCACGCUCACGGCAUGCGCUGUCUGGGAAUCCCCAACACUGCUCACUUCGCCAACGUCACACAGAUCGAGGACGCCGUCUCUUUGUGGGCAAAGCUGAAGUCCCAGAAGGCAUCAGAGCGGUGGCAGCCGGACACAGAGGAAGAGUACGAGGACUCGAGUGGCAACGUGGUCAACAAGAAGACCUACGAGGAUCUGAAGAGACAAGGCCUGCUGUAGAUAGAGGAGAAUACGACCCGCGAAGAAUAAACGGAAAAAAACUAUUUUUUAAUCACCCUUGUUUCUUUUUAUUUGUAAGUAGUAAUGUUGUUUUACAGACUGCAUCCCGCCCCUCCUUUCCUCCCUUUGAUAACUUUGUAAUGUGUCAUCCAUUGAUCAUCAUAAUAAACAGUACUUUUGUCA